GUGUAUGACUCGACGCCAUUUCGUGUCCACUGGUUUCAAGGUGAUACAAUCAGCCUGCAAGAGCCUGUAAACGGAUCUUUACCUACUCAAGUAAAAAAAAAAAACAGCGUUGAAUUUUACUCGUUUUUAAGUAUUAAGCUCCCUGGUGAGUAUUUUUAACCGAGAGAUUUUUUUUCCCUAUAUUUUUUUUAUUUUUCUCGACUUUGAAAACCUCUUUGGGACUUUUUUGUUUUCAUUUUUAAAUGCAUUUUUCCCUGCUGAGACUGUGUUGAGCUUUAUAGUGGCGUACAUUUUGUGGUUGGCAAUAUUGAGCUGCGCAGAAAGAAAACUAGUUUGGAAGAUUUUUUGCUUUUGUUUUUCGAGUGAGACAUUUCAAAAAAACCUCCAUAUUUUUGCAGGGCUGCUGUGUUUACCUCGUUUGUUUAUCUUGAUUUGUGAUGGAGGCAAGAAAGAUGGAAGAAGGUUCCAGUCUGUUCUGGACAGUGUGCAAAGAUGGUCGCCCUUUUUCUGGAGCUCUGUUUUUAAAAGGUUUUUCACCUGUAACUUCAUUGCAGUCGUUGACAUUUUUCCCCUCUUGUUUUCUUUGUGAUUUUGGCAGUGCUGAGAGAGAGACAGUAUGGUUUUCUGCAGCAAAAAAAUCUUGCAGGAGUGAUGUAAUUUUUCAGGCAAGAUGUUUUUUUUUUCUCUUCAGUUUUUUUUUAAGGAACAUUAACACCUGGGAUUGCUUUAGAAUUUGUGCAUUUUGUUUUUGAUGCCACUUUUUUGAACGGCGGCAAAUCGUAAGUUGGUCUCAACCUUUUUUUUUUUUUUUUUGGUUUAUUUUUCCACCUCAACUUUUGCAUCACUUUUUUUAUAUUCCACUUUCGUUUUCACCCCCCCUUUGUGAUUCAGCCCAUUUCUCCCCCCUUUUGGAUUUAGAGCAAGUAGCAUGUAGUUUUUUCUUUUUCUUUUUGUGCUGUGAAAGUAGAAGAUCAACUGCUGUUAGUGGCCUCUUACAUGAGCUUUUCCCCAUACAUUCCCAGUUUAUGAUAAUCAAAUGCAGAAUUGUCAGUGCCGAGGCCCCAUUUGUAGCUGAAUAACACUCCCUCAACUCCCCUCCUGCAUCCAGUCCUUGGAUUAAGUCCCGGCACUGACAAAGGCAAAAAUAAUGCUGCCUUUGCUUUUAUAAUGUUUUUGUUUUUUUUGUCUUUUUUGACUGUGCAUGCCAUUUGAUGGAGUCAAAUCUGGUCUAUUGCCCACACAGACAAAAGAUAAUAACAGUUAUGUCACCGUCAUCACCCCCAAAAACUCACACAGGCAGGCAGACCUCCACCAACCCGAGUACAGACACGAUGGACCCGAUGGCCAGCAGCAAUGUGACCAACAAGACUGACCCUCGCUCCCUCAACUCCCGGGUCUUCAUCGGCAACCUCAACACCCUGCUGGUCACCAAGGCCGACGUGGAGGCCAUCUUCUCCAAGUACGGCAAGGUGGUGGGCUGCUCCGUGCACAAGGGCUACGCCUUCGUGCAGUACGCCAACGAGAGGAACGCCCGGAACGCCGUGGUCAGCGAGGACGGCCGCAUGAUCGUGGGACAGGUGCUAGACAUCAACCUGGCAGGCGAGCCAAAACCUCACAGAUCGAAGACGGUGAAGCGUUCUGCCGGAGACAUGUACAGUUCAUCUGUUGACCUGGACUAUGACUUUCAAAGAGAUUAUUAUGAUAGGAUGUACUCCUACCAGUCCCGGGUGCCGCCUCCCCCUCCGCCCCUGUCCCGCGCCGUCAUCCCCUCGAAGCGUCCGAGGGUCAGCGUGAGCGGAGGAGGCAGCCGACGAACCAAAACCAGCUUCUCCUCCUCCUCCAAGACCAGCCAGAGGACCUCCCGUGCGAUGAAGGUCGAUGACCUGCAGACCAUCAAGAGAGAGCUCACGCAGAUCAAACACAAGGUGGACUACCUGCUGGAGAGCUUAGAGCGCAUGGAAAAGGACCACAGCAAGAAGUCAGACAUGAAGAGCCAACCAGAACCAGGCGAGGUGUCCCCCCUCAACUCCUCCACCUCCAGCAAGAAAGGUGACCUGAAACGGGGGCUGAACGACUCGGACGAGGAGGGAGAUCUGCUGGAGGACGAAGACGAGAUGAAAAUGAGAGGGAGAGAAGACGAGGAGCACGAGGAAGGAGAGGACGACGGAGAUAGCGCCAACGGAGACGAGUCCUAAACACUACACAGGCAGACACACACACACACACACACACACACUUACACAACAACACAGAUUGUGUAUGAUCGUAUCUCCACACCAGACUUGUACACAAUGUUCAUGUGCUCAUAUCUGCUGUAUUGACUGGACAUUUAUAAACAGCGUAUUGUAGAUAAUGCUUUCUCACACACAUUCAUAAAUUAGUCUAGUAGUUGUUUCUGGAUUUUACAAUGUACGAGUUUGAUUUUUCCUACUUUUUCUCUGACAUUCUUUUAUUUGACUUUUUUUUUUUAUGGAUAUGUUUUGCCAUUGGAUAAAUGCAAACUGAUUGUGUUACAUUUAGACAAAAUGCAAGUUCAGUUGAGGAUACAUGUAACGAUGUAUAACAUUGUAUGUUUGAACUCAGGGCUAUAAGCCACUCCAAUAUGUUAAAACAAAUUGUAAGAGAAAUUGUUUUUUUAGAUGACUGUGUUAACUUGAUGUAAAAAAACAUUUAACAAAUUAUCACCUGGCAGGUGAUAAUGCUACGGUUUGAAUUUAAGGCCAGGCUUGAGACAAAAUACCAGACAUGAUACUACAGUUAAAGCUUGAAAAUGUAUAAAAUAUUAAAUAUAUUCCUGAUCCAGCUGCUGUACAGCUGCCUCCUCACCAGCAGGUGGCAUCGUAUCAUAACAACAAACAACCACCCAAAAAAACCACAAGGUUUUAUUUCUGUUCCCCUUCAAAUAACAACAUGUAUAAUACCUCACAUCAGGCUGCGCAACAAAAUCUCCAUUGCUCUUGUUUGCUGCCGAGGUGUUGCGACCUUAACUGACCUUGACUUGUGUAAUGCAGUGCUACUCCAUGUUUGUCUUGUUUCUGUUGAUGUUUUGUCAUUCGACUGCACUGGUGAAAGUGAAUAAACAUGUUUUCCAAGUUGGAACCUGUAA
This is a messenger RNA of Sebastes umbrosus (honeycomb rockfish), 3106 nucleotides long. RefSeq names its product heterogeneous nuclear ribonucleoprotein C (gene hnrnpcb). NCBI's taxonomy places the organism in Eukaryota, Metazoa, Chordata, Actinopteri, Perciformes, Sebastidae. The record is from RefSeq and is a predicted model, not a curated record. Gene Ontology annotation, molecular function: RNA binding. Gene Ontology annotation, cellular component: nucleus. The transcript has 10 exons. Bases 1212 to 2195 code for a protein of 327 amino acids.